AAUAAUAGUAAUUUAAAUGAAUUUCAAGCAACCAAACAAACAAACAAUGAAUCUGAUUCACCUGCAUCAAGGAAAUCAUCCUCCUCUUUAAGCUCAAGAGCAUCGACAAAUGGUGAAAAUUCACUGACUUCACCAAGUGUUAAUAGAAAGAGAUUGCUAAUCUUUUUAAAAAAGGAAUGGUAUAUAGUUCAGAUGACACGAAUGACAGUGAUAAUGAGCAGCAUAAAAAAGAUGAUACUCCGACAAAUUUACCAAAAAAGACCUUCAAACGAAAUCCAACUCUUCCAACAGACCCUUCCAAAACACAAUCUGUCUCUCAAAGUAAAAUUCCAUCAAAUGAAAAUAAAAACGAGGAAACUAAUAUUCCUCAGAGCCCUUCUAGAUCAAUAAAUUCUCCAAGUUUACCAAAUAAUGAUGAUGGAGUUGCAAGCAAUGACAAUCAAGACGAUGAUCCUGAUGAAUUAGGCUAUCGUGGCAAUGAAAAUAACGGUGAUGGAGGUGACAGACACGUAGAUCUUCCUCGUGAUGAUGUUGAUGAAGAUAAAAUAAAUGAGAACCAACGAAAUCCUAAUGAUUUAAAUAAUCGUAACAAUAACAAUGAACGAAAUAGGAAUGAAAGAGCAGAUCAAAGAAAUCGAAACCCUCGACAAAACCAAAGAGGUUAGUUUUAAAAAUAUCAUGUAAGAUAAUAGAUUGUUUCAGUGUGACUUACAGUGCCAAGGGUCUUUGAUGAAGGCUAUCGAAAUAUAUUGCGCGCUGUAAAUUUUUGUAUCCACGUGUCAAUAUCGGCUAUGAAUGUGGUCUAGAGUACGAUCGAUAACAGAGUCAGUGCACACUAUACUUCUUGGUGCAAAAAUGUUCAAAUCAGUUAUGUUUACUGUACAGGUACAUGCGGUCGACAAUGACGCGAUCAAAGUAGUGCGUUCCAUAGCUUCCGUUGUCUAAGUGUAAAGGCUGAUUUUAGAUAUCAAAAGCUAUGGAGCGCAUCAACAAGACCCUGUCUUCGGCGACCUAAUGCACCUGAAUACCAUACACGAGAGAUAUGGAUAUUUCCGUAAUAAAAAUUUCAGUGUGCACUAUACCUGAACCCCAUCAUCAUGUAUUUUAUUUUUGGAAUAAACUGUAUGUACCUACUUCAACAAAUUUGCUCAAAAAGACAUGAAAUCUCUAAAAACUUAACCAAAGUCAUCAUGAAUGUCAAUAGUUAUUUUUACUGUGAAAUCACAGAUUAAAAAACAACUGAGAUCAAUUAGAAAAA
Messenger RNA from Nasonia vitripennis (jewel wasp), 1258 nucleotides. RefSeq lists its product as uncharacterized. The record is from RefSeq and is a predicted model, not a curated record. The coding region runs from base 177 to 665 and encodes 162 amino acids. The transcript has 2 exons. NCBI's taxonomy places the organism in Eukaryota, Metazoa, Arthropoda, Insecta, Hymenoptera, Pteromalidae.